AUGGCCCUCAUACAGGCUCUUCGUCGGUCCAUCAAGGGCGAUAAGGAAAAGCAGCACCACACCUCAAUAGCGACCAAGUCUGCUGUCGCCAUCAUCCCACCCAAAAAGGUGAUUCGAGCGUUGUACGACUAUGAAGCCCAGUCGUCGCAAGAGUUGAGCUUUUCCAAAGGAGAUUUUUUCCACGUUAUUGGCCGCGAGAACGACCAAGACUGGUAUGAGGCAUGCAAUCCUGCCCUGCCGGAUGCCCGAGGCCUCGUCCCGGUCGCCUUCUUCCAAGCCUUAGGCCGUACCGAGCGAGACAGUGCCCAGUCAGACAAUAGCAGGCCGCCUACCGCGAAGAGUCCCGACCAUGACUCUGGUUACAGCGAAAAUGCCCCGCACCCCAUUACUACAGCGGUACCAAUCACCCACCGUAGUACCAAGUCUACCGAUAUUGACAACAAAAUUUUUGCCACCGUCAUGUAUGAUUUCGAGGCCCAGCGGCCAGACGAGUUGGGCGCUACCAAAAAUGAGCAAAUCAUCAUCAUCGCCCAGUCAACCCCAGAGUGGUUCGUUGCCAAGCCCAUCGCAAGACUGGGCGGUCCUGGCUUGAUCCCCGUCUCAUACGUCGAGAUUCGCUAUGUCAGAACUAAAGAGGUUGUUCCCAACGCAGUGGAAGCUGUGAAGAGAGCCGGGGUUCCGAGUGUGGAGGAAUGGAAGAGGAUGGCGGCAAACUAUAAGAAUAGCAGCAUUACUCUGGUAUACGCGCCAGUCAGAGCCUGGAUACCUCGAUAUUGCUUUGCCGAAGACAAAUAUUGGUUUGUUAUCGUGGCUGUUCUUGAGGAUGGCAGACAUUGGGAACUCUCGCGAUACUACGAAGAUUUUUACGACUUCCAGAUUGCCCUUCUCAACCAAUUUCCUUCAGAGGCUGGUCAUGACGGAACGAACAAAAGGACUUUACCAUACAUGCCAGGUCCUGUCAGUUAUGUCACAGAUGCAAUCACAGAGGCAAGGCUACACAACCUCGAUGCCUAUGUUAAAAAUCUUCUCGACCAGCCAGACCGCGUUUCGAAAUGCGACCUGGUGAAGAAGUUCUUUGCUCCUCGUGAAGGAGACUAUGAGAUCGCUCCAAAUUCUGCCGAUGAGGACAUGCGGCUUUCACAGGGCUCACAACCGUCCGCCGAAGGUUUUGGAAACGGCGGCUCCCGAACCAACCUGAACGGAAAUGCCUAUGCCGUACUCCCUGCCACAUCUCGACAAUUGAGCAACUCACAACAGGGUACAAGCAAUCAGCCACAACAAGCCGUGAUGAAAGUCAAGAUGUAUUACAAUGGUGAUCUUAUCGCUAUUCGUGUACCGUCCGAAGUUGAUUAUCAGCAGCUGUGUGACAAGAUUCGGGAUCGACUCAAACUCAGCCCCGAUAAUCAAUUACAACUUUUCUAUAAGGACGAGCCAACAGGAAACAAACCUAAUUUAAUGAGCGACAGUGAUCUCAACUUUGCUCUUGAGCGGCAUGAGAAACUCGUUCUCUAUGUCGAGGUUGCAUAA
This is a messenger RNA of Metarhizium brunneum ARSEF 3297, 1527 nucleotides long. The record is from RefSeq and is a predicted model, not a curated record. NCBI's taxonomy places the organism in Eukaryota, Fungi, Ascomycota, Sordariomycetes, Hypocreales, Clavicipitaceae.